Molecule: messenger RNA, 3029 nt
Organism: Phytomonas sp. Hart1
Lineage: Eukaryota; Euglenozoa; Kinetoplastea; Trypanosomatida; Trypanosomatidae
Source: the annotation of a GenBank genome assembly
GAGCUUGUUAGACACUCUUUAAUCGUUUAUUGCCUUUAAGCAGCAACUAAAGAGUUAUUGAAAUUAUUCAUCUAUAACAUCAAACUAAACUUAUAUUUCUAUAGUUUUACUAUUCAUAUUAUUUAUUUUAUCUCACAGACUACGAAUUUCACACGGUGCAAGUUCAAGCUUUCGGAAAGACAUUCCAUUAUUUAGUCCUAUAUUACUUAACCUAUUAGAUAAUUCAAUUAUUAGAUUUUUUUUUCUUCCUUUCUAUUACCAAUAGAAGGUAACAUUGUACUUUCACCACGAGUCCAACCACAAUACAUAUCUAUCUAAAAAUCCAAGUACAUCAAUCCAUUUAAAGAGAAGACACACUGAUAUCAUUGGCACGUACUACCUAUCUAAUAUCAUAUACCUGUACCCUCUUGUGACAGCGUACAUCUUUCUUAACAUACUUAUUUAUUAUUGUGACAACCUCUUUCCACCUCUCAAUGAGCCUGUACACCGUGAGCAGUGAGAGCAGUGUGUGUGGUUCCCCAUCUAACUUCAACACCGUGCGCGAGGCCUCUGUUGGACUGUUCAAGGCCACUACCCCCCCUCCUUCCACGGCGGUGCCCCACGCGAAGGCACUCCCCCCCCCCGAACGGACCUCGGGGGUCGCCGCGGAUUAUUCCAAACAGAUGGAGGGCCUGCGUGAUCGCACCAGCGCCCUUCAGCGGUAUAAACUAUUAGUGAAUAAGGCUCGCCUGACGCCGGAAAGGACCAAGGAGAACGAUCCCGCGCAAAAACGAACUCUUGAGGGGGCCACGUCCAAUGGUCUAUCCAACGCGGAAAGGAAGACAACUUUGACGGCAGAGGGUCCCGUGGUUGGCGCGUUUUCUGCCCCGCGUAAGGAUCGACUCCCGUUGAAAGAGCGUGCAGGGGGAAAGCAAGGGGAUGGGUCCUGGAAAACUGCAGAUUCCGACCCCUCUUCCACAUCCCGCAAGAUUUUACCUUCUUCAACAAAAGAUCAUCUUCAUAACCAUUCGAAUGAUGGCAAGCAGCAUGUGUGUGCUUCUGAUAAGGAACCUCUUACCACUACUAAUGGCAAACACAAACCGGUAGAGCUGAAUUCUCAGCCUCUCGGCCUGCCCGAGCCGAUUGAGUUCCCGUCAAAUCCUAGACGUAAUACCAUGCGACCGGACUACGAACCCAUUACGAUUCGCCAUAAUUUGGACGAUCAAAUGGAGUCUUUUAAUAGCCGAAGCUCAGUGUUAAAGCCCAAUACCAAUUUUGAGGAUCCCCCACCUACCUCCACGGACGACCUGUUAUCGGAGCUAAACUCCACUUUUCCAGAGAUCAGUGAAAGGGAGCACCAACGGCCAUCAAAGGCUCCCAAAACGAGAAAGACCUCUGCGGUGAAGCACCAUGGGGAUAAACCGAACGGAAAGGACGAUAAAAUGAAUGGGUCGCAGCAUACGGAUUCGAACAAGGAACGCAUACCUGCAAAUGGGAGCCAGACCGCGUUUUGGGUUCGACCCUCGUCCGCGCUUUAUGAGAUGACAGCCAGCAUCGGAGCCAAGCGCAAGAGCAGCGCGCAGAUGGAGAUUAUAAGCGAGGACGACUUGACCGCGCAUUCUCGCGUCGGCGCGUCGUACGGCAGUACGAAUUUAUCCGAGGCGUCUCCACACGAGCGUCGUCCGCAGUUCACGACUUACUUUUCCGCGUUCCGCGGCUCGACGAAGGGUGUGGAUAACCGAUCCUCCAAAAUGUCCGUUCGUUCGUCAAACCCCGCGGCGUCGAACAGCUCUUUUGAGUCCCCUCGCGCUUCUUUGAUCUCCUACGACUUUUCCGGCCUGGCGAAGCCUUCCCAGUGCAGCUCCGCCCGUUUGGCGGACUCCCGGUCCUCUCGGGCGAGCUUUAUUCCCAUUUCUUGCAGAAAUAGUCAGGGCGCCCUUUCAAGCCAGCCCGGGUCUUCGCGGAAUCGACGACUCAACACGUCGGAGUCCAGUCAAAGUUUGUUGGAGCCAACCUCAACCGCGAAACGCCCGCAAAACGGUGGGGGAAAGAGCAAGGGGGGUUUGUCGACUCGCCCGAAAAGCGAAAAAAACGACGUGCCCGCCUGCGAGGUUCCCGACGGCACCGCCCUUCAAACCAUGAAUUCCUCCCCGAGAACCAAAAAACGGACCAUCGUCGUGAAUAUCAACCUACCCCAAUCCGAGAUGGGGGAUUUUGGGCUGGAUCCGAAGCCGGAGGGGCGUCCCCCGAAGGCGACGCCGGGGAAUCGAUCCUCCAGCGGGGUUCUCUCCCCGUGCUCCUCCUCGUUCUCCCCGAGGACUUUUCAACCCCGGGAGAACUCCCCCUCGCGGACCUCCCCCGGGCUUUUGAAGAAUCGUGGGCAGGAGAAGUGGGACGCCGCGACGGCCUCGGGUGGGGUGGAGGCGGUCAAGGCGAAGGGCGCGGAUGGGGGGGCCCCCGCCGCCCUCGGCCUCCCCGACGUCGACAAGGAGAACCGCGGCGAGGUCGAAAAGGGCCAACGCCUGGACGGGAAUGGCGAUCGGGCGGAUGCCCCGGUCGCCCCCUCGGGCGGUCCGUCCGCGGGGAUUAUUCGCCACCCCCCUUCUUCCGCCGUCGAGAUGGUUCGGUCGAUGAUGCAGGGGAUUCUCCAACAAACGCGCUGCGUCCUGCCCUGUUAUCUCUGCGCGGAGAUGAUCCACGCCACGACCUACCACGUCCACCUGGAGGUCUGCCGGCGGACGACGGAGGGGCUGAUGAAGGAAUACGCGAUUCCCCCGAAGGUGUGGGAGAAUAUCGAGGGCCUGGCGAGCCGGGCGAUUCCUAUUUCCUCCUCCAGCCAGGCGGAGCGCGAUGGCUUUGUGGUGGCGUGCUAUCAAUGCGCGUUGGGGCUUGUGAUUCCGUGUCGAAUAUGCAGCGCGCAUAUUCGCAUUCAUGAUGCGAAAAAUCAUGAAAUGCUUUGCGGGAAGGCUUCUUAUAAUAAUAGCAAGGCCGCGCAGCGGGUGAUAAAGGCGGCAAAUCAUAUUUUAAGGCAUGCAACCAAUGUAGAAUAA